AUGGGUGACUGGAGUUUUCUGGGCAGACUAUUAGAAAAUGCACAAGAACACUCAACUGUCAUUGGAAAGGUCUGGUUGACCGUUUUAUUUAUUUUCCGAAUAUUGGUUUUAGGAGCAGCAGCAGAAGAAGUGUGGGGGGAUGAACAGUCUGACUUUACUUGCAACACCCAGCAACCAGGUUGUGAAAAUGUCUGCUAUGACAAAGCCUUUCCUAUUUCUCACAUUAGGUUCUGGGUACUCCAAAUUAUUUUCGUCUCUACACCCACCCUCAUCUACCUGGGCCAUGUCCUGCACAUUGUGCGGAUGGAAGAAAAGAAAAAAGAGAAGGAGGAGGAGCUAAAGAAGUGCGUUAAAGAUAAUGAUGAGAAGGAACUGCUCCUCAAGAAGAGUGUCGAGAAGAAGGAAAAACCCCCAAUCAGAGAUGAAAGGGGUAAGAUAAGAAUAGGAGGUGCACUCCUCCGCACUUAUGUCUUCAACAUUAUUUUCAAGACUCUGUUUGAGAUUGGCUUUAUUGUAGGGCAGUAUUUCCUGUAUGGUUUUGAGCUGAAACCCCUCUACCGUUGCAACCGUUGGCCUUGCCCCAACACUGUGGACUGCUUCAUUUCCAGGCCGACAGAAAAGACAAUUUUCAUUAUAUUUAUGCUUGUAGUGGCUUGCGUGUCUCUUUUGCUGAAUAUGUUAGAGAUAUAUCAUCUGGGGUGGAAGAAACUAAAGCAAGGUAUGACCAACAGAUAUAUUCCAGAUCCUGCUUGUAAUAAAGCAAAUCCUCCUAGUCUACUACCACGAACUGUUCCGCCAAGUAUGGCUUUUCCGCCAUAUUAUACUGACGCAGCUGCUGCCCCUCCAACCAUGCAACAUGUAUAUGCUAGGUCACCCAUCUCUGAUUUUAAGAUGACAUCACUAACAGAAGAGCCUCUUGAUCCUUCCUACUUCAGCGGUCAUUUUGAUCAUCGUGCCUUAGCUAGUGACCAGAACUGGGCCAACCUGGCGGUGGAGAGAGAAAGGAAGCCUGGAUCCAGCAUUGCCAGUGUCUGCAGUGCAACUACUUCUGCUCCAAGCAGUGUAAGAAAUGAGGAAGCAUGUGAGCCCCCAGUGGGGUCAGGAAGUGGAAACAAUUCAAGAGCAGAAGCAGAUGACAUACCAGCCACCACCACUGUAGAGAUGCACCAGCCUCCCGUGUUGAUAGACACAAGGAGGCUCAGCAGGGCAAGCAAAUCAAGCAGUAGCAGAGCUAGGUCAGAUGACUUAGCUGUGUAG
This is a messenger RNA of Nanorana parkeri, 1257 nucleotides long. RefSeq names its product gap junction protein alpha 3 (gene GJA3). Gene Ontology annotation, cellular component: gap junction; connexin complex. Gene Ontology annotation, biological process: cell communication; visual perception. The coding region runs from base 1 to 1257 and encodes 418 amino acids. Gene Ontology annotation, molecular function: gap junction channel activity. Lineage: Eukaryota; Metazoa; Chordata; Amphibia; Anura; Dicroglossidae. The record is from RefSeq and is a predicted model, not a curated record. The transcript has a single exon.